This is a messenger RNA of Lachancea mirantina, 600 nucleotides long. The record is from the annotation of a GenBank genome assembly. Lineage: Eukaryota; Fungi; Ascomycota; Saccharomycetes; Saccharomycetales; Saccharomycetaceae.
AUGUCCUCUUUGCUAAAAUUUUAUACUUCUUCCUUGCAGAAAAACCCCAAGACCACCAAUGCGAUCAUGACAGGCAGUCUGUUUGGGAUCGGAGAUGCGGUCGCGCAAAUCUAUUUCCCAGCGGGCUCCUCACAGGGCAAAUACGACACGGCCAGAACGCUUCGGGCCGUGGCGUUUGGAUCGCUGGUUUUCUCGUUUAUCGGUGACAAGUGGUACAAAAUUCUGAACACGCGGAUCGGAUUCAAGGAUAGACCUGCGACUCAUUGGUCUAAUCUAUUGUUGCGGGUGGGCACCGAUCAAGCCGUUUUUGCGCCUCUUGCUGCACCACUGUACUUUGGAGUCCUGACUUUGAUGGAAGGUCGUCCCUUAUCGGCUGCUCGCAGGAAAAUCAGCGACAACUGGUGGGAAACGCUCAAAACCAAUUGGAUGGUGUGGCCAUGGGUCCAAUUGGCUAAUUUCUCUUUGGUUCCUGUGCAACAUCGUCUUUUGACCGUUAACGUUGUCGCCAUCUUUUGGAACACUUACUUGUCCUUCAGAAACGCUAAAACCACCGAUCCUUCGCACAAAUUGCCCGUCCAAUAUCCUCCCAUGCCUGAAUAA